AUGCAACGAACAAAAACACAGAAACAACUAUGUUAUAUUAUCUUUUUUUUUAUGCUAGUGUGUCUAGCCACUUUUCUUUUUUCAACUGCGCUUAAACAAUCUCCUUCAGAAUUAAAUAAAUACAGAUCAUUAAAUAAUACCCUUGGUUUCGAUCAUAUUUUUGUUAUUAAUCUUAGUUAUCGAAUAGAUAGACGUGAAAUGAUGCAAGAAAUUGCUAAUUUCCUUGGCUUAGAUUUUGACUUUUUCCCUGCCGUUUCCAAAUAUGAUAAAAAAUUGCUCAGUAAAUAUAAUCUUGCUGGAAUAUCAAUUGCUCAAAAAGCUUGUUAUUUAAGUCAUUAUUUGAUUUAUAAAGAAAUCAUUAAAAAUGGUUAUAAAAACGCUUUAAUUAUGGAAGAUGAUGUAGAUAUUGAAUUUGAAAUCUCCAGAAUUGUCAGUGAUCUUAGACGUGCUUUACCAGAUGAUUGGGAUAUGUUUUAUAUUGCUCAUUAUAAUUAUGAGGAAGGCGAAGUUUUAGCAGAAAGUGGUGAAUUUAAAUUAAUUAAAUCUAUUAAUCCAAUUAAUACCCAUGGUUACGCUAUCUCGGCCCAUGGUGCUCAAAAGCUAUUAAAAGAUCUUAACGUCAAUGAAGCAGGUAGACAAAUUGAUGUAGAAUUAACAAGUAGAGUUCAUAAUGGAUUCUUAAAGUCAUAUAGUAUUGAUCGAACAACAAUGAUACAAUGGAAAACAAAUGAUGAUCCAUCAGAUAUUCCCGAAAGUGCACCUCCUUUUGAACGUCAAGAAUUAUUAACUUCCACUAGAAGGCUUCUUGGAUAUAAACAGAUGAUUUUAAAUCUUGAAAAUUUUAUUGAAUAG
Molecule: messenger RNA, 852 nt
Organism: Cetraspora pellucida
Lineage: Eukaryota; Fungi; Glomeromycota; Glomeromycetes; Diversisporales; Gigasporaceae
Source: the annotation of a GenBank genome assembly